Messenger RNA from Rasamsonia emersonii CBS 393.64, 2391 nucleotides. Its product is annotated as Lipase. Gene Ontology annotation, cellular component: cytosol. Gene Ontology annotation, molecular function: triacylglycerol lipase activity; sterol ester esterase activity. The transcript has 3 exons. Gene Ontology annotation, biological process: triglyceride catabolic process. The coding region runs from base 1 to 2391 and encodes 796 amino acids. Lineage: Eukaryota; Fungi; Ascomycota; Eurotiomycetes; Eurotiales; Trichocomaceae. The record is from RefSeq and is a predicted model, not a curated record.
AUGAUUGACCACGUACUGGGAAGACCCUCGACCAAGUUUCGAAAGAUCCAGGUCUUGACGGUCGUCUCUUUCUGGUCGCUGUAUCUCCUCAAAGGCUACCACCAUGGCCCUCCCGGCGUCCGGGCGAUUUCCUCCAGGCUGAAGAACCGCCUGACCCCCUGGCAGACCAUGGUCAUCACCCUGCUCUGGCUCUACAUCUCGCGCAACUUUGCCAAAAUCGUCGGCCUGGAGUGCCCCGAACCGCUCGCCAACCUGUACUCCCGCUCCUACUUCCGCGCCACGUGGAUCACGACCGCUCUCGAUGCCGGGUUCUGGACGGCAAUGAAGAUCCGCCCGGCCUGGCUGCGCGACAUCGCGUCUAUCGUCUUCUCCAUCUACUACCUGUUCGCCGCCGAGCAGGCGGACGAGAAGGUCCGACGGGUGCGAGCCACCUUGACGGUAGAGCAUCUGCGCGUGUCGUGGAACAAGGCCACCACGCCGUACCUCGCGGCCAUCGGCAAGCUGCUCCGGCCCAGGUUCACGAGAUACCCGCCGCGAGCGAUCCGGAUCCCCCGUCCUCGCGAAUCGUCCUACAGGGAGCCCGUCAGCGCAUGGCUCUAUUUCGAUGGUCCGCUCAGCGCACUGCGCGACGAGACCUGCAUCGUCCUCGACAUCCCCGGCGGCGGGUUCGUUGCCAUGAACCCCAGGACGGCGGAUGAUAAACUCCUGGCCUGGGCUGGGAAGACGGGGGUCCCCAUCCUGAGUCUGGACUAUAGGAAAGCGCCAGAGUACCCGUACCCCUACGCGCUGAAUGAAUGCUACGAUGUCUAUCGCACGAUCGUCGCCAGUCGCGGCCGCUGCGUCGGUCUCAGCGGCAAGGUCCGUCCUCAUGUCGUGAUUACUGGGGACAGCGCUGGCGGCAACCUGGCAGCCGGGUUGACCAUUAUGAUUCUACAGUCGGGCAGUACGGAAACGCGACAGUGGCACGGGGAGACAGCUCUCCCGCCGCCAGACGGGCUCGUCUUGGUGUAUCCGUCGCUGGACAUGAAUAUCGGGAGCUGGAUGACCGAGGAGCAGAUGGCCUUGUUUCAGGAUCGAGGCAUGAGGAAGACGAAUGAGAACGUGCUGAGGAGGAAGAGCGAAGAUUACUACCGGUUAACCCCUACAGGAUCUCGCUGUCGUCUCUCGCCGGACGAGACACAAGAUAAUAAUACCUCCCUCGACUACUUCAAUCACAAGGAAUCUGGCACUGUCGACACAGCGCUCAAGACGUCCGACCUGGCCACCCAGGCUGCAACUGUCGCUGAUAACCAGCCACGGCAGAUCAAGACUCGCCUGGCAGUAUCGUCGAUGAUCUCCUACUUCAACGACCGGAUCUUGACACCAGAGAUGAUGCGGGCCAUGAUCAUCCUGUACAUAGGCCCACACAACCGUCCAGAUUUCAGCACCGACUUCCUACUCUCGCCCGUCCUGGCGCCCGAAGCCGUGCUCGCUCGUUUUCCCAAGACGUACAUCCUGACAGGCGAGCGCGACCCGCUCGUAGACGACACGGUGAUCUUCGCGGGCAGGAUCCGCCAGGCGAAACUGCACCGCUUCCGCGAGCGCCAGGAGCUAGGACUGGAGAAGUCGACACGACAGUUCAACGAGAAGGAGUAUGUGGAAGUGGACUUGAUCCCGAGCAUCUCGCACGGCUUCCUCAAUUUUCCCGGCAUCUUCCCCGAGGCGUGGAAGCACAUCCACAAAUGCGCCGUGUGGAUCCACGAGCUGUUCGAGAGGGCUGAGCAGAAGAAGUCAGCAACUUCCAGUCUCGUACAUUCCACCGACAGUCGGCUUAUUACGGAGAGUCAGGCAUCGAAGCGGGGGCACAGCAGCAGCAGCAGAAGAAGCUCCUUCGCCGAAUCUUCCGCAGACGAAGACCGGCCUUUGGAGAUGAGAAGCAUUCGCAAAUUCACUCCUGUGCGCCCGCCGUCGGUGACUACGACGACGACGAAUGGAAGCGCUACGACAGACGGUUAUGCGACAGCAGAAGAAACAGCAACAGCACCGAAAGCGAACGAGCCUGCUAAUAGCACUCAAGAGGUCCGCCUAGGAAACAAAACGCCCAAACGGGGUGGCAAAACCCUACGAGGUGGAGGUGGAGGUGGAGGGAAGACUCGCCAUCGCAAACCUGCUGCUGCUGAUAACAUCAUGGAAGAAAACAACAACGACAUCAACCUCGACGAGGACGACGAGCACGACGAAGAAGACGAGUACCCCACAACAACACCAAAGAAGCGAAAAGAAAAGCAAAACGGCAGCAGCGGUGGUGGUCCUAUCUCACGCCUCCCCACCGAAGAGGAUCUAAUCGGACGACGGAUGAAUGGCCUCGCGGGCGGGCUGAUGGGGUUGGGAGAGGGGGUUCGGACGCCGUGA